Molecule: messenger RNA, 3055 nt
Organism: Poecilia latipinna (sailfin molly)
Lineage: Eukaryota; Metazoa; Chordata; Actinopteri; Cyprinodontiformes; Poeciliidae
Gene: dvl3b
Product: dishevelled segment polarity protein 3b
Exons: 15
Coding region: 253-2166 (637 amino acids)
Biological process (GO): intracellular signal transduction; canonical Wnt signaling pathway
Cellular component (GO): cytosol
Molecular function (GO): frizzled binding
Source: RefSeq, a predicted model, not a curated record
CACCGGAAGUUGCGUGUUUUAACGCGUGCAGUAUUGACUAUCGGGAGGAAAGCAUCACCGGAGCCCCUCUGCAGCUGGACCGACACAUCUGGACCGGAACCGGCCUGGGACCAGCCGCAGCUCCUGGAGGUGGGGGCGGGGGGAGCGCACAGGUGAGGCGUCACGUGACCAGACCUCCGGAGCUUAACGGGGCGCGCGCAGGUGUGUCUCAGCAUCCCAGUCGAAGCGCGUGCGGGGCUCCUCGGGGCCAGCAUGGCGGAGGAGACCCGGGUCAUCUACCACCUGGAGGACCAGGAAACCCCCUACCUGAUCCGGAUCGGCGUGCCCGCGCAGCGCGUCACCCUGGCCGACUUCAAGCAGGUGCUGAACAGACCCCACGCCAAAUUCUUCUUCAAGUCCGUUGAUGAUGACUUCGGGGUGGUGAAAGAGGAGAUCAGUGACGAUGAAGCUCGGCUGCCUUGUGUCAACGGACGGGUCGUCUGUUGGGUGGUGUCUUCAGACGCCUGUCCUCCGGACUUCAGGGGGUCGGACACGCCCUCCGUGGCCACGCCCUCCAGCUUGGCCCCGCCCCCCAUCGAGAGGACCGGCGGCAUCGGCGAUUCCAGACCGCCGUCCUUCCACGCUGCGGCCGUCUGUCACGAUGACCUGCAGGGGUCAGAGGUCAAAUCGCCUGCUCCAUCUUCAGAGAAGCAGCGGCGGAGAGAUGGAGGCCACCUGAACGGACACGCCCACCAGGCGGCCGACCAGAAGGGGGCGGGGCCAGCUGGCGGCGACAGCUCAUCCAAUCAGCAGAGCAGCGAGUUAGAGACGACCAGCUUCUGCUCGUCUGAGGAAGACUCUGGAGGAAGAUUCAGCCAAUCAACAGGCCAGAGCAGCUCCUCGCCAAGACUCAUCAGGCGACAGCGGCGUCGCCACAGAAAACCAAAAACUCCACGGAUGGAAAAGUCGGCGUCUUUCAGCAGCGUCACUGACUCCACCAUGUCGCUCAACAUCAUCACUGUAACCCUCAACAUGGAGAGGUAUAACUUCCUGGGCAUCAGCAUCGUUGGUCAGAGUAACGACAGAGGAGAUGGAGGGAUUUACAUCGGCUCCAUCAUGAAGGGAGGAGCUGUAGCAGCAGAUGGACGCAUCGAGCCUGGAGACAUGCUGCUGCAGGUGAACGAUAUCAACUUUGAGAACAUGAGUAAUGACGACGCAGUCCGGGUUCUGAGAGAGAUUGUCCACCAGCCAGGUUCGGUGACAUUAACUGUGGCAAAGUGUUGGGAUCCAAACCCACGAAGUUGCUUCACGCUGCCCAGAAGUGAACCAGUCCGCCCCAUCGACCCGGCUGCCUGGGUGUCCCACACGGCCGCCAUGACCGGGAAACUCCCCCCACACUACAGUGUGCAUGAAGAAAACCACCUCAACAUCCACAGUGACAUGACGGUGGUCGUCAAGGCGAUGGCCAAUCCAGAGUCAGGGUUGGAGGUUCGAGACAGGAUGUGGCUGAAGAUCACCAUCCCCAACGCUUUCAUUGGUUCGGACGUGGUGGACUGGCUCCACCGUAACGUCGAAGGUUUUACCGACCGGCGCGAAGCUCGUAAGUACGCCGGAAACCUGCUGAAAGCCGGAUUCAUCCGACACACCGUCAACAAGGUCACCUUCUCAGAGCAGUGCUACUACGUGUUCGGAGACCUGUGUGGAGAUCUGGCUGCCAUGAAUCUGCUCGACCGAGAAGACGGAUCCUCUGGAGAAGCAGGAGGAGGAACUGACUGCGACCCCCCAGCCUUCCCCUACCAGUACCCCAUCCCUCACCCCUACAGCUCGCCCCACCCGCUGCACCAGCUUCCGGCCUGUGGGGCAGGAGGAGGCAGGAGUCAUCACAGCGAAGGAAGUCGCAGUAGCCAAUCAGACUUCAGCGACGAUCAGAAGGAGGGAAAAGGAGGAACACAGCAGGAAUCUGCCAACCAGGAAGCGAACUCUCAGCACAAGAUGGCCGACUGUCUGAGUGAUGGCAGCACUCAGGGACCGCCCACCUCCUUCUCUGGUUCCCAUGGUGACAAAGACAUCCUAAUGCCGUCUCAAGGUCAGCACCGUGACUUUUCAUCGAUCCAACCGGAAAUCUCUCGACAGUCCUUCCGUUUGGCCAUGGGAAACCCCAGCGACCUCUUUGUAGAUGUCAUGUGACCCAGUGACGAUGAUGUCAUAUCCUGGCAGGUGACCUGGAGACAUGAUUAAAUUGACUUUUUCAACUAAAGCUGAAACGAACUGAAAAAGAUUGAGGCACAUUGAGUCACUGUGAAGACCUGGACCUGACAAGAACGAGACCGGGCUCUGAUCAAACCUGAAACUAGACAAAACCAUCCUGAGCCUGACUGAGAACCAAACCUGAGAACUAAACCUGACUGAGAACCAAACCAGAUUUACCUGGCUCUGACUGAGACCUGGACCUGACUCGGACCUGGAUCUGACUGAGACCUGGACCUGACUCGGACCUGGACUCUCUGAACUAACCAAAUCAAAGCAUGUGCUGCUUUUCUCUCUGAGUGACGUUCUGAGUCUCUCCUGCAUCCUGGGAUGGUUGUAAAUUAUUCCUGAUAUUCCUGUAUGUAAAUCACAUGCUGUCACGCUGCCUGUUACUGAGCUGAUUAUGUUUAUAUUUAUUCAUUAUUUAUUUAUUUAACAUGUUUAUUUAUGAACUGUUUGUUCCAAACAUUUACUGCAGAAACCGACGUGUGGAUUAUUUAUGAGUCCUUGUUCUCGUCUCCUCAUGACUUAAAACGUCCAUGUUUGUCUAACUGGAGAACCCAGAGAAGCAGAGCUGUAGCUUUUCCUCUACAUUCCAAAACCAAUGAAACGGGUCAGUGAAAAUGAUUUUACAUAAAGGUUAAAUACGGUACCAAAUCACAGACCGAAGGCUCUCAGACAUUUGGGUUUUGUGAAGAACAAAGACUGAUCUGUUUAGUGAAAGCAGUUGUAUAAAAUGUGUUCACUGUGUUAUAUGUACACAACCAGAUAGUAAAACCUUAAAUGAUGACUUAGAUUUGGAAUAAAGUUCACAUAGCUUUCAUAGAAA